Acanthocheilonema viteae is the source of this 588-nucleotide messenger RNA. Lineage: Eukaryota; Metazoa; Nematoda; Chromadorea; Rhabditida; Onchocercidae. The record is from the annotation of a GenBank genome assembly.
AUGUCAUCCACAUCAGCGUACAAUCGAACAUCAUCUUAUAAUCGAACAUAUGAAAAACGGAUUAUUGAACAAGGCCCAAAAAUCACCGGUAUAGACUCACCUUUACAUGUGUCCACUAUGGGAUCACCACUGCACGUGUCCACCUCCAGCUAUCAAUCACCACCUGUCACACUAACAUCGAUGAAUACAUCAGCUGCUGGAACAGGCCUGAUAACAUCCCAUCAGCAGAGUGACGAUUCAUUUUAUGUGCAAAUGGAUUUAUCACAAUUUAGACCGGAAGAUUUAAAAGUAUCAGUGGCAAAUUCUUACAUAAUCAUCGAAGCAAGACAUGUUGAACGAGAGGAUGAAUUUGGCCUUGUGGAACGACUUCUAAUUAGGAAGUUUCCGCUACCUUCGAGUGUGCCAGCAGAUGCAGUUACCAGCAAUCUUACUGCAGAUGGAUAUCUUAGUGUUACUGCAACUGCCCCACGUCUAAAGAAUGAUGGUAUGGCGAGGACAAUUCCAAUCAAAAUGGUAGCCAACGUGAUCAAAACAGAAACUAAACCAUCAAAUUCAACAAUAAAUGAACAAUCACCAAUUCAGGGAUAG